GCGGCGAGCCCGGCUCUCCUCCCGCGGCUGCAGCAGCUGCCGGUUCCUCACGGCCUCGGCGGCGGCGGUGACGGCGGCGCGCUCGGAGCGGCCUCUGGAGCGGCGGGCGGGCGGACGGACGGACGGACGGACGGGCGCGCGGCCCCGGCGGCUCCCGUCUGAAGCGGCGGACGAGGCUCGGCGGGGAGGAGGCGGCGACGCAGGCGGAGGAGGCGGCGGCCGCCGGGGACCCGCUCGGCGCCUCGGCCCCGUGCCCCGUCCCCAGCCCGUGGUCGCUCGCGCUCGGCGGGCCGGCGCCUCGCCUCUGCGCGCGGAGAUGGUGUAGCCCGGCCGCCGGAGCCGGAGCCGCCUCUGCUCGCGCGUCCCCGCGGCGUCCGCCUCCCCGCCUGAGAAGAGACCCUCCGCUCGGCGGCUCCCGCGCCGGGGAAGCCUCGGCGCCGCCGGCACCAUGAGUGAACAGAGUAUCUGUCAGGCAAGAGCUGCUGUGAUGGUCUAUGAUGAUGCCAAUAAGAAGUGGGUGCCAGCUGGUGGCUCAACUGGGUUCAGCAGAGUACAUAUAUAUCACCAUACAGGCAACAACACAUUCAGAGUUGUGGGCAGAAAGAUUCAAGACCAUCAGGUUGUGAUAAACUGUGCCAUUCCUAAAGGGCUGAAGUACAAUCAAGCUACACAGACUUUCCACCAAUGGAGGGAUGCUAGACAGGUGUAUGGUCUCAACUUUGGCAGCAAAGAGGAUGCCAAUGUCUUCGCAAGUGCCAUGAUGCAUGCCUUAGAAGUGUUAAAUUCACAGGAAGCAGCCCAGAGCAAGGUUACUGCUACGCAGGACAGCACUAAUUUGCGAUGUAUUUUCUGUGGGCCAACAUUGCCUAGACAAAAUUCACAGCUACCUGCUCAAGUUCAAAAUGGCCCAUCCCAAGAAGAGCUGGAAAUCCAGAGAAGGCAACUGCAAGAACAGCAGCGACAGAAGGAACUGGAGAGGGAAAGAAUGGAGAGGGAAAGGUUGGAGAGAGAACGACUAGAACGAGAGAGGCUAGAGAGGGAGCGCCUGGAACAAGAGCAGCUGGAGCGGCAGCGGCAGGAAAGGGAGCACGUGGAGCGGCUGGAGAGGGAGAGGCUGGAGCGCCUGGAGCGAGAGAGGCAGGAGCGGGAGCGAGAGCGCCUGGAGCAGCUGGAGCGGGAGCAAGUGGAGUGGGAGCGAGAGCGCAGAAUGUCCAAUGCUGCUCCAUCUUCAGACAGCUCCCUGUCUAGUGCUCCACUUCCUGAGUAUUCCAGUUGCCAGCCGCCUUCGGCACCUCCUCCAUCAUAUGCUAAAGUCAUCUCAGCUCCGGUGUCAGACGCCACUCCUGAUUACGCUGUAGUGACUGCUUUGCCACCUACUUCCACACCCCCUACACCACCACUGAGACACGCAGCGACACGUUUUGCAACAUCUCUAGGUUCAGCCUUCCACCCUGUUCUUCCCCAUUACGCUACAGUUCCUCGUCCUCUCAACAAAAACUCUCGACCUUCUUCUCCUGUGAACACACCCUCUUCUCAGCCUCCAGCUGCGAAGUCCUGUGCCUGGCCUACUUCCAAUUUCUCGCCCCUCCCUCCAUCUCCUCCAAUAAUGAUUAGCAGCCCCCCUGGCAAAGCUACUGGCCCACGGCCUGUCCUUCCCGUUUGUGUCUCCUCUCCUGUGCCCCAAAUGCCUCCGUCACCAACAGCACCCAAUGGGUCGCUAGACUCUGUAACAUACCCAGUGUCUCCACCGCCUACCUCAGGGCCAGCAGCGCCACCUCCGCCGCCACCGCCACCGCCACCGCCGCCGCCACCACCACCGCCGCUGCCACCGCCGCCGCUGCCUCCCCUCGCCUCACUCUCACACUGUGGAUCACAGGCUUCUCCUCCUCCAGGCACCCCUCUUGCCUCAACUCCCUCAUCCAAGCCCAGUGUUCUCCCUUCUCCCUCUGCAGCUGCCCCUGCCUCUGCGGAGACCCCUCUAAAUCCUGAGCUGGGAGACUCCUCUGCUUCCGAGCCAGGCUUGCAGGCAGCCUCUCAGCCGGCCGAGUCGCCAACCCCACAGGGCCUUGUCUUGGGACCACCUGCACCUCCGCCACCACCCCCUCUCCCAUCAGGCCCUGCCUACGCCUCAGCACUUCCUCCUCCCCCAGGACCCCCUCCACCACCUCCACUGCCAUCCACUGGUCCUCCUCCUCCACCCCCUCCACCACCCCCUCUUCCUAAUCAAGCUCCUCCCCCUCCUCCCCCACCUCCUGCCCCUCCCCUCCCCGCAUCUGGAAUUUUCUCUGGAUCCACGUCAGAAGACAAUCGCCCUUUAACUGGACUUGCAGCUGCAAUUGCGGGAGCAAAACUUAGGAAAGUGUCCCGGGUGGAGGAUGGCUCUUUCCCAGGUGGAGGGAAUACUGGGAGUGUGAGCUUGGCCUCAUCCAAAGCAGACGCUGGGCGUGGGAAUGGACCUCUUCCUCUAGGGGGUAGUGGCUUAAUGGAAGAAAUGAGUGCCCUGCUGGCCAGGAGGAGAAGAAUUGCUGAGAAGGGAUCAACAAUAGAAACAGAACAAAAGGAAGACAGAAAUGAAGAUGCAGAGCCUAUAACUGCUAAGGCCCCAUCAACAAGUACACCUGAACCAACCAGAAAACCUUGGGAAAGAACAAACACAAUGAACGGCAGUAAGUCACCUGUCAUCUCCAGACCCAAAUCCACACCUUCAUCACAGCCAAGUGCCAAUGGAGUCCAGACAGAAGGCCUUGACUAUGACAGGCUGAAGCAGGACAUUUUAGAUGAGAUGAGAAAAGAGCUGGCAAAGCUGAAGGAGGAGCUUAUUGACGCAAUCAGGCAGGAGCUGAGCAAGUCGAACACUGCAUAAAGAAGCAAACUACGGAGGGGCAGGACUUGAAUCUGGAGAAAACAAAAAUUCCUACAAACAACUCUUAACCCCCAAACUUUUAAGCUGUAAGAAGAAAAUGGAUACACAGUCAGGAGGGAAGCCGUCAACCUCUGAAAGCCUCAGACAGUGACUCUGGCGAUCAGCUGUCCCCUCAGUGUGCUGCUUUAUUCUGUCUGACCUUUACCACAGGAUGGAGAAUGAUAUUGGAGUUCCCUUAGCAGUACUAAACCCGUCAGGCAAGAUCACCGUGCAUUGAAAUAUUUUCAUGUCUAGAUGAGUCUGCACGUUUUCCAUAAUCCAUUGCUAAAAUAAAGACGAGAAAGGCUUCAGAGAUUUUUUUCCAGAGGGCGCUGAUGAAGAAUUUGAUUUAGUAAGUUCUGCUGUUGCGUUGUAAAUGUUUCUCUCAGGUUUGUCUUCCUAUCAUAUUUGAUAUUCCGUGAACACUAAGAUCAUAAAGGAUGGAACAAACGGAGUUGUAUGUGCUUUCAGAGGGUGGUGUUUAAUACGAAAGGUCCCAAAAUGUUUAGUCCCACUUGAGGAAUUUUAGAAUGAUAGGAAGUCUCUCGGGUUAGCCUUCAUGCAAUUUUGUAGUUUAAAACAUAAAGUCCGUCCAGAAAUUAAAGAUUUAGAUGCCUUCCUAAAUUGUUACAAUGCUUUACCAAAUCUAUGACUUCUACAUAACCAACAGUGGUCAAAUGGAAAACAUUCUAUUAUAGAUUUACUGUAGGUUUUCAACCUUUUUUAGACAUAUGCAUGUGGACAUUUUUAUAAUGUAAUUACAAUCACCACAAAGUUAGCUUUUUUAAUUACAGACAAUAAUGCAUGUCACACUAAUAUGUAGUGGCCUUUUCAGGGCCUAGUCCCAGGGAAAAUAUUUUGUAGAAUAUAGGGAAGUGGGAGGAAGGGAAGGAAUAACUUUUUAUUUAAAGUUAAUUUCUGCACUAUCUUUUUUUUCUCAAUUAUCUGCAUGAAUUAUAAUGAAAAAUAUUUUGUGACUUUAAUCAGUAAACAUGUUAACAAAACCAAGUACUUAAUCUUUUACAUCAUGUCUUCAGCUAUUUGUAUUUUAACCAGCAAUUUCAACGGUCUGAAACAUGAUUCUGAGCGUAACAUGUGAGUCCGUCUCACUGUGGAACUCACGAGUUUGAUCACUGAAUUUGGCAGUUAUUUUCACGCGGCCCCCACAGUGCUGCAGUGCUUGGGUUCACGCUCCUGACUCUGCGGCUGCUCCUUGACCUUUGCUGUGCUAAAAUACAAGAAAUAUCAAUAAUGGCAGCAACCAGGGUCACAUAAGUCACUAGGUAAGGGAGACCAAUGAGGAGUUCUGCAGCUUUCUUUUAAUAGAACUAAAGUGAGGCUUAAGUGGUAGGGAGUGUCUGCUGUUACACCCUGAGUGUGUGUGUGUGUGUGUGUGUGUGUGUGCGCGCGCGCGCGCGCACACACACACACACGCACACAGGUGAGAGAGAGAGAGAAAGUGAUCGAGCUUAAGAGUGUGUGAUAGAUAUUAUGUUCCACCCCUUUAUAAUUGGCAAGAUUAAAAUAAGGGAGAAAAUUUUAUAUGUUGUAAUGUUAGCUUUUUGGAAAAUCUAGGAAAUCAAAAAUUCUCCAGGCUGUCCAUCAUGAUUUAUGCUUGAGUUAUUAAUGUGCCAUAUUUGCUUUGGAAUCUUUGGCUAUCAAAACUUUUGCUAAAAAAAUAGUAGAUACAAUCCACUUUGAUUUGCUUUCUAGAUUUCCUAUGUCUCAGCUGUAAAGCAAAGCUUGAUGAGAGUAGUUUUCUAAACCCUGCAGUUUGCAGCUAACCCCACUGCAGAGCCGUGUGAAUGAGGGGUUUUGUUAAGAGUGUUUGUUUCUGUAGAAACUUCAUCUUUAGAUUAAAGUGUGAGGGAUGAGCGGUCAUAAGUCAAUUCUGUGGCUUUCUCUACCCAUCAGUCGUCGUCUCGCAGGAAUAGUAAAGGCAUUAAGGAUGCGGCAAGCAUGUACGCUGUUCUAAAAGAAGUAUGCAUCUCAUUUACUGUUGAACGUUUGAUUACGCAACUACUUUGAUUGUGUACGUGUGUACAUCCCUUACAGAUCUGAUCAAAAAUCGCUUUUCAUUUUGUUGCUAAUGUUAAAUAGUCUGUAGUACGUAGAGUACUGGGUCUAGAUGGUCCAAAGUGAGACAAAAAUGCUGAAGUCAAAUGCUAAGUCCUAAACAAAGCUGGUUUAUGCACUAAACGUUUUGUGCCUUGGUCUAAUAUUUAACACAAUGUCUGUAAAAAUGACAAAAAAAGAAAAAAAAAGAACCGACAUUGGCUCAUGCUGUAUCUGUAUCCUCCAUGAUAGUACGUCCUCCCACAUGACUAAAUGUGCUCCUACCUGGAUGCUUCACUGUCACCCAGGACAGUCGUGUCGUCGCUAGAGAUUUCAGUGACUACAAUCGCAAGCUAAAGCUUGAGUUGUUUUCCCAAAACUGUUCCUUGGAACCAUAUUGUGACGGUGGGUCCUUGCUUCUGUGUGUUGACUGUCUUCAGCUGAGUCCAGUUUAGGGAUCGUCUGUGAUGACAGGAAGGCUCUGCUCUCCUCAACACUGUGAUCUGACCUGCGACAACUCUACAAUACACUCUGAAUGGCUAGCACGUCCAUAGCAAACAAUCUGAAUGUACAAACCUUAGCGUGGUGCUGAAAUCUCUUGAGAAUAGUAACCGUGAUCUCAAAGUCUGUUCAAAACGUGUCAAUCAGAACUGAAGAUGAACCGCUGAUGAAUGUCCGGUCCUCAUGCCGCAGGCGUGUUUCCUGUCUAGGUUUUCAGUUCUCUGCUGUUACCACCAUAGCUGUUCCAGUUAACUCUCCUACACACUAACUUCAUUUGUGCGAUUGAAAUAAAAUUGCAGUAUGUGCAUGUUUCUUGUUUGUGACACUUAGAUGGUCUUCUGCAAUGAUGUGUUAAUUCCAAACCAAGUGAUACUGGGUGUGAAAUCAGCACCUUAGGAAGCCCAGGGUUUCACUGUUUACAGUUUAAACAUCAUGUCACUGUUCUUUAAAGAUUUCAUCCACGUCUGGCGUAGUGGAAAACACGAAGGGAAUAUGUAAUGAUCUUUCUACCUUUUGUUUUGCAGUAAGCGCUGUGUGCCUCUUCUGUCUUACAUGCUCCCAGCACAGCUUGUAGUCAAUGUGGUGAAAAGUGUUUUACUCCAUUCUUUUGUCCUAUAACACAGUCAUAUAUAUAUUUCACUUCAUUUACACGGUUCAUUUUUUUUCUUUAUGUAAUUUGCAUAUUAAAGGAUAUUGCCAAGUAAUUAACUUUAAAUGUAGCAGUCUGUACCCUCUACAGUGAUCUCUUUAUGUUGGCUUUUUAUAUAUACUUAUAUAUAUGUCUCAGCACCUUUAUCUAUUACAAAGUUCCAUUUUCCAAACUUGUAAUUUCCUCAUUAGAAGUACAACUCUGUCUGUGUGUGUGUGUGUGUGUGUGUGUCUGUGUGUCUGUGUGUGUGUGUGUGUGUGUGUGUCUGUGUCUGUGUGUCUCUGUGUGUGUGUGUGUGUGUGUGUGUGUGUGUGUGUGUGUGUGUGUGUGUGUGUGUGUGUGUGUCUUUCCCCCUUUAUCAGACCUCGGCAUCUCUCCCAAGCUCCUCCGUCCUCUUUGUGCUUCCUGUUCCUGGCAUUAAUUUGCAUUUGCAACCACCUUGUGUUGCUCACUGUUGUGAAGACAGCCAGCUGAUUUUUCUUUUGGUUCCAACUUACACUCCUGCUUUAUCUACAAAUUAAAGUCACUUAAAUUCGAAAAUGAAUUAAGUAGCAAGUCCUAAGCUUUUCCAUUUGCUUAGCUAAAAUUACUGUCUCUUAACUUUUGCCCAUCUUUGCAGUGAGGCUGUGAAGAAUUCAUGUUUGUACGAUUCAGGGCUUGCCAGGCAGGGCUGCAGGAACUGUUUGAUUUCUUGUCGCCAUGAGAAUUACUUAAGCCCUUUACCACGGUCUUUAAUCCUAUGGGCGUAUCUGUAAUCCAGCAUCCUGGAGACAGAAACAGGAGGAUUGUGGAUCUGAUGUCAGGCUGGGAUGCAUAGAGAAACCGUGUCUAAAACAAAUCAGUAAAAUCCUAUGGGUCGUAAGCAUAAAAACGCGGAGCAUAAAGGAACUCAAGAUGAACAUAAAAAGCAGAGUGUAGGGGGGUGUCUGUCCCUUUAUCACACUAGAAAGCCCACUUCCAAAGGCAGAAUAGUUUUCACUUCCAGACUCAACCUGUUCUGGUGACGGCAUUUUUGUUUUUAAUACAAUUGGUAUCUGAUCAUCUCCCCAGAGCUCUGUGACUCUUUGGUGAGAGGCAUUUACUGUUUUAUAAGUUCAGUUCCUUUUUUUUUUUUUUUUUAAUCAAAACUUGUUGUAUUUUAAAGAAUCUGACUAAACAGUUAUUCUGGUCAGUACUUCAUGUGAAGAUCCUGGAGAACAUGUACGUACAGGAAUCGCUUUCAGUUAAGCAUACGCCUGUUUGAGAAACUAAAAUCGUCAAUCUCUCAAGAGAAGCCAUUUAUUUAUGCCAAAUAUUCUUGGGGUUGAGGGCGGGGAUAUGAUAUAGUCUUUCUAUUCCCAACAUCAAAAUAGGCUCUGCACUAAAUCUUGUUCCCUUAUGUUUACCUUGGUGGCUUUUUGAAGUACCAAGCUUCUUUCUAAAGCCUCUUUGUGGGUGAAUGUGAGAAUGAGCAUGUAGAAACCAGUGUUCAACCUUGGCACCCACCUGCUUUGAGACAGGGUCACAAAUUCAGCUAGACCUGCUGGCAGUGAGCCUCAGGAGAUCCUGUCUGCUGCUUGCUGCUGGGUUGCCUAGCUUGUACCACCACGCCCAGCUGCUCUGUUUUACAUGGAUUCUGGAAUCUUAACUGAUGACCUUGUGCUUGCAAGGGAGGCAGACACUCUUCCAAUUCAGCUAGCUUUCUAGCCCUGCCCCCCCCCUUUUUUUUUUCUUUAUAUCUUAAUGCUGGAACAAUGAAAGAUUCAAAAUUUAAACAUUAAGAUUGAUUAGUUGAUUAGAAAAGAAAGUAAAAUGGUACAGUAAAAUUACCAUUUACAGACAGGGGCCUUCUAUCGGUACAAUAUUAAUGAAUACCUCACAUAAGGAAGAUGGGGCUUUAGGAUAAAUUUGAAAAUUGUUGAAGUAUGAACUAUGUUAAUUUGUAAAGCAACCGUCACUGAAGGGUAGAAAGUGACUUGGUUACUGUGACUUGAUGUUAAAAAGAAUUUUCUACAAUCAUUGGUUCUAUUUGUUGAAAUUGUAAAGAUAGGGAUUGUGUGAGGAGGAGAGGGUUUGGGAAAGGGCGUUUCCCUUCGGUUAUAGAUGCUCUGUUGUAGAACUCCCUGAGCACCUGUAGGUUUCCAGUGCUUGCUCAUUAACAUAGAGAAUAACUGAAAACUGAAGCUUUGGUUAAGUGCUUGAACCAGAGAUCAGUCACCACACCCUACCUAGUUUGAAGCUUACUGGGUAUUCCAAUAAAGAGCUUUUAGAAGUUUUUGGUGUGGAACCCCAGGAUUCCUGGAUAAAGGAGGCCCAGAUAAGAGCGGAGAGGGAGGAGUACUUGACUCUCUUGAGUUAGGAAACUCAAGAGCAUGGUGAACUCAUCACUAAAUCCAGCCUUUUCUAAACAAAAAUUAAACAGAGUUAAAAGAAUUUCACAUUCUAAUAAAAGUUAGAAAUGUCCAUGCACUUCAUUGAAGAGCUAUUUGUAAGUGACAGUCUCCAUUUAGCCCGUAAAUAUGUCUCAGCUGCCCCCUUCUGAGUCCAGAAAGAUGUCCUUAGCAGUAGAAACAGACUCCUUCAAAAGAAAAUUACAUGUCUAAUACAGGCAGUGAGUGAUGUUGCCGAUAGAUAGGGUGUUAGCCGGCGCUGGGUGUCGCAAAGGAAAUAAAACCCCAGGGAAAGAAGUGUGCAUCGAGUCUGGCUCUGGGAUUCAUCCCUGUUGUGGUGGGAAUACACAGUGUGUAUGAGGUCCCUAGUAUUGAAAAAAUCAAAAUGCAGCUUUAAUCAUGAAGUAAGUAACACAGGAACCUUUUUCAAGUUUGAUACCUAAGGAAAAAAAAAUGUUUGAAAUUCAAUAUUCUCUAGUCAAUUCUGUCUACCCAGCCUUCCUAUAAAGUUUUGGUUUGUUUUUGUUUUGUUGUUUUUAAGAUUUUAAACUUCUUUUAGUAGAGACAUAGAAGAUUGUCAUUCCAUGGCCAAGUUUCACCUAGGUGAGUUUUGGCAUUUGAUAUUCUAACUUCUGGAAUUUCUCUGAGUAUUUUGAUCCUCAGUUCUGAGGUCUGUCUGUUUGGGGGUGGGGCGGUUGUCUUUAAACCACAAGCCCUACAUGAUGCCAAAGCCACCAGGCCUCUCUUGUGUAUCAGGAGUAGAACUAAGUUGGCUUAGCCCUUUGGGGACCAACCUUGUUGCGUAGUGUGUGGUACCAGCUUUGCGCUUUGCCUGGGAAAACUGUAUCUCAGAAAGGUAAUUAGGAAGGUCUCAAUAUUUAGGUGGUGGUGGUAGGGACAGGUUAAAGUCUAGAUACAAUUUCUGUUGACCACAAGGGCAGGGAGCAGUUUCAGGAGUUUGUCUACUUACUCUGGACACCUUGCUUCAUUUGCUGACAGUGAACUUGGGCAUCUGUGGUUCCUGUGAGACAUCUCAGAUGUGUAUCUUGUCUCUGUGCUCCUGUUUAACUGUGGAUGUGAGCCCUGAGGCACCCAGCCGUUGACUUGGGACUCUGCCAGAUUACAUGUGUGUAAGGUCCCUUCUACUUCUGGGAUGUAGUUUGAGUUUCUUCAUUCACAUGUCCUCAAGCUGUGAUCAGUCUGUUAUUUCACCCAAGAAAACAGAAUUCUUCUGUAUGCAUAUGGGUGUUUUACCUCCAUGUAUAUAUCUGUGCACCACACAUGUGCCUGCUGCCUUUGGAGGUCAAAGAAGGGCAUCAGAUCCCCUGGAACUGGAGUUCUAGACAGUAGUGAGCUACCCUUUGGAUGCUGGAGCUUCUGAAAAUACACACAAAGUGCUGUUAAUGGCUGAGCCAUUUCUCCAGCCCCCUUCUCUCUGACCUUAAAGAGUAGCUUUUGAAUGUUUAGAAUUACUAGAUCGUGUUUGGUGAAAUCUUUAUAUCCUAUUUAUGAGUGAAGUAAGAGCAAAUGGCCAUUCUGAGACCAGGCAGUGGCCAUUGUUAGUCCCAGCUACGUCAGCUGUGUGCUUUGCUGAAGCACUGGGGCAGCUUGGUGGCUUCAGGACAAGCAUGUGCCAUCAGAAAGGCCAGUGUUCUCUGAGGUUCUUCUCUUCUUCCGUGGUAGGAAGCCUCCCCAUGUACUCAUGCCUCGAGCUGUUUCUAAGCUAGCUGACUGCUGCACUGCUGUGAGCAGUAUCUUAACCCUCCUCUUUGCCAGGGGAGAAUGCACCUCAGCUGUGUUACUGUGUACCGUGUCACUAGCAACUUGAAAAGGUGACAAUACGAGUCUGUCUCUAGCCUUUUUAUUAUACAAAGUCCAUUCAUUCCUAGCUUCUUGUUUUUAAACUCCGACUUUACUGCAAUUAAUUGACAGUCCCCUCUGAUACUGUUUAAGUGUUGUGAUCUCUCGUUUGCUUUGUUUGUUUGUUUGUUUGUUUAAGGCAGGGUUUCUCUAUGUAGCCCUGGCUGUCCUCGAACUCUUCUUGUAGACCAGAAUAGCCUGGAACUGAGAGAUCCACCCUCCUCUGACUCCUGAGCACUGGGACUGAAGGUGUGAGCCACUGCCUCCACCUGCCCCACUGCUUGCUUUUUCAGAUAAGUGACUAGAAGAUAAGUCUGGGCAUCUUGUCUUCCUAGUGUAUUUUACUCUGAUUCUUUCCUGGUUUAUGUAUUGAGAUUCAUUUCUCAUAGACAGAACUUGCUUUUUAUUGUGUGUAGAUUUGGAGGGAAGGAUCAAGUUAUUCCCGUAAAUGUAAGCAAGCUAUCUUGAGGCAUCUGUAGUUGAUACAAAAUAUUUUUAUAAUAUAUUAACAGGCAUGGGGUACUUUUGAGGCAGCCUCUGUAAUCUGUAGCCACCCACUUAAUCUCCAGGGUCCCCCAUUGGAAGAUAAAAGGCCACUGUAUCUGUAGUUUAUCUAGAACAGAGCUUCAGGAUUCCAGCUGGAAAGACUUGAGGGCCUAACCCCUGAGAGAGGUCCAGCCCCUCUGCCUGAUGCAGGCCUCCUGCUGCCUUCAUGCUUUCUGGAGGGCCUCUGGCAGUCAGAAUGAGUAGGUCAGUGUGUGGCUUGAAAGCUGUUUCUAACAUUGAUUUUGUUUGUUUUUCUUUUGUUAGGGUUUUUUUUUUCCCUGUUUUGUUUGUUUUUAAGAGAUUUUGGUUGGUUUUGGUUUUGGUGGGGUUUUGGUUCGUUUGUUUUUUGACAGGUUAGGAAGUCAGUGAUGACCCUUACUGUUUCAAGAAGCAGAUUAAAUUCUUAAAUACAUUUUCCUUCUCAGACCUCAACUUGAUAAACCAAAAAACAUACACUAGGAUAGCACAGUGUGUGGGAUUGGAAGGGGCAGUCUCAGAGAUGAGCUGGAGCACUGGAGCCCUCGGCGCAGGACACGCUGAACUUUCAGUCUCGUGUCCUCGUCCUUUGCUGUAGAUACUAGCAAUGUGCUCUUCCGUCCUUUAAACACGCCCACAGCUGGACUCCUUGGUAAAGGGUGGUGAAGAUUUGCAGCCUGCCAACUGGGACUUUUAUACCCUAGAGUCGGGAGUGGACUGAAGUCAGACUUUAGGAGUUAAGUAGAUGCUCCUCCGGAAUGGAGAGUUGUGUUGUAAAUCAUUUGCCAGCUGGAACUUUGUGUACCAUAUCUCGGUGAAUCUUAGGGAUUAUAGGCCUUGCUAAAGUUCAGGAGAAAGGAAACUGGCCACAGCUUACUGUAAGGUUUUGCUCAAUUGACUGAAAUUAUUUGAAAGUCUGUCUAGAACACGAUUUCAUCAAGUAACACCUUCGUCCAAGCUCGGCCCACGUUUGAGGAAGGGGAAGCGAGGGGGCGAGAGGGAAGGCGGGAUGGGUGGCUGAGGAUCAGGUAGCGCUGGAGCUUGGCACCAAAGUUUCUCAUGAUUGCAUAUGGAGGACCACUUGUGAUCCACCCUCGGAAGACUCGCCAGAAAGUAGCAGUUCCUGCUACACACUACAGUGCCUUCCAACGACGUUCUGUGUGAACUGCAUGCAGUUUCGUGUAACUCCAGAGUGUAACAUGUAUGUGCAUGAUCUGUCCAGAAUGUGCAGAGCUGGGAUUCAACAGAAAGGGCUGCGCCCUGCUGCUGCUGGGUCAGCAGGCUGCUGGGGUCGGACUUGUGACUUAGGCUUGCAGCCUUGGAUCCUGGGGUUUGCACUGAUAUGGUUCUGUCAUCCAAUCAGAUCUGUCUCCCUUUUAGCUCCUUUCCUACUUUGCAGCUUUGCUGAUUUUAACUGCUUCAUUCUUCUGCUUCUUGGUAUCUUUCUUUUGAAAUAAAAAGACACAAUACCUAAUUCAAAA
Molecule: messenger RNA, 12339 nt
Organism: Mus musculus (house mouse)
Lineage: Eukaryota; Metazoa; Chordata; Mammalia; Rodentia; Muridae
Gene: Enah
Product: ENAH actin regulator
Exons: 15
Coding region: 449-2863 (804 amino acids)
Biological process (GO): actin polymerization or depolymerization; neural tube closure
Cellular component (GO): filopodium; cytoplasm; cytoskeleton
Molecular function (GO): protein domain specific binding
Source: RefSeq, marked validated